AAAAAAAGUUUCCCCUAUAUUAAGGACGACGCUGUCGACCAAAAAUACAGAAGAACUUGAAACGUUAUCGACGAUCAGCUCACGACGCCAAAGAUGGAAAUGACAAACUGGAGGUAUGUUAAAUUUCUUUCGCCAUACUUUAAAAUUGUUUGAAUUGUCGCUAUUGUGAAAACAUUUGCGAUUACUUUUGACCAAGAAUUUUCCACGGUGUCAAGCCCGAGUAAGCCCCGUGAAGCAGAGGAUUGGAAUAGCGAUAAGGACGCCGACCUGUUAAGCACGCCGACGGUUAUUUUCAGAGAUAAUCGUGAAGGGACUGUCCACGGACAACAUAAGCGGAAAAGAACGGAUACUUUUAACGACACUGCCGAUGAUGAAUUGUUGAUCGCUGCGGCUGAAAAAAUUGAAGCGGGUCUAGCGACGGCAGAAACUUCAACCGACGGCGCUCAGAGCGAACCUGAAGAACAGUUGGAAUCUACGCCGCCGGGUACUCCUACUACAGGGGUUGUGACACCGGACCAAGGGUUCCCAGCAAGCGGUGAUCCAGCGACCACAUCCAGGGCCUUAUCGGGGCCCCUGCAGAGGACGCAAGAUUGGGAUAUUGACCAAUUAACACCUUGGCAGUGGCCGGUUGCGAGCUCCCUGGACGGCGCUGUAUCCCGGGCCGAGAGGCUGAAGGGGCUCAAGGUAGCUUUUUUCCUUUUUCAGGAUCAAAUGUGUGAUUUUUUGGCGGAUUUGUCUGAUCAGAUAUAAAGAAUAAGCACAGACAUGGCAGAAAACUGGCGGCAUUGGAGUUUUGACGGGGGUAGAAGCAUGCAUAUAAAUGAUGACGACGAUGGUGAAACGCCGCUGAACCCCGAUCUGCUUCGGCUGAUUGAUGAACUGAAUGACGGACCACAGGCUGAAAUUAACCCCUACAUGCUCGCCUUAAUAAAUGAUUUAAAUGAGAAUGGUGCUCAUGAAGCUGUUGAGGAUAUGGACUAUGUUAAUAUGGGUGACGCUAUAGACGAUGUAGACGGGUGGCUACCAAAUGCUCAUGUGUCUAUGAAUGUGGAAAUGGCUGACGACCACGCGGCUGACAGAGGACCGGACAACGAUGUGCAAAUGCUUGACGCUGAUGACGAAUCGGCCAUGUACGCUGAACUGCAUCAGAUGAUUGCUGAACUGAAUGGUGAGCAACCGGGUGAAUUUAACCCCAUUUUACAAAACUUCUUAAAUGAUUUAAAUGAUGAUGAAGAUGGAGCGGCGGGGGACCCUGAAAUUAUGGACAUUGAUAAUGGGGAACAACAACAUGGUGGGGGCGCAGCUGAUGGUGAUGUUAAUGUAAUACGCAGACCACAGUUUAACAACACUGAAAUAAGGCAACGCUUUCAUUUUGAGGGGAUUGAGCAUGAGGACAUAGUAGAUGUCUACAGGGCUGUUAUACAGACAUUCCAAAAUUUGGUGGACAGAGUGAACGCUUUAGCGGGGCCUGGGGAUAUCAUACAAGUGGAACUGCAGGGGAAUUCAGUGACAAAUAACACAGCCAUGCAUGUUCGAGGCGAGAUCGAUCUAAAUGAUCUGCUAUCGAUGAUAGACGACCUUACACAGAGUAAUACCGAGGUUUUUAGCGAUGAAACGCUGGAGCUGGUUGUGCAGAUUAUUCAUGAUCGAAAUGGUGGUGCGGCCAAACGACAGAAAUUAACAAAGCUGUUAAAGUCGGACAUUUUGCAAAAGAAGCUCAGGUGUCUUAUUGUUUCUGAAAACUCUGGCAAUAAUCUGUGCUUUGCUUACUGCGUAGUCCGCCUCUUAAACCCUGACAUAGCCCAUGAGAUUGCUGAGAUAGAAGCUAAACGUUUGCAGGAAUCAGUCGGUCUAACUGAUGCAGACAUGGUCUCAUUCUCAAACAUAGCAGAGUUUGAGCGAAUGUUAGGGGUCAAAAUCGUGGUGUGGUACCGCUAUAAUUACAUCAAGCGACAAAAGGCAUACUCCACGCCAUCUAUCCAGUGGCUGGAAUACAUCGCACAUAGCGAAAAACUAGAGAUACAGCACGCGCUCUGUAGAGGGGAGGUGAAAAUGGGUCCCUACUACCUCGACGGCUAUGCCGAAAUCGACGGCGUUCAUACGGCAACUAACGCCUUGCAAUUGUACUACAAAGCAGAGGCCGACGAGCGCAUAGAUUACUACGACUUCACGAGCCUUUACCCCUCGGUCAACAAGUUUAAGGAGUACCCGGGAAAACAGGAGGCUUCGGGCUAUCCUUCUUGGGUAAAGAGUGCUGAGGAUAAAGAGAGAUACAUUCAGACCUACUUUGAGAAGGAGGGCAUCCGCUUGAACCCCGAAAACAUCG
Molecule: messenger RNA, 2326 nt
Organism: Brienomyrus brachyistius
Lineage: Eukaryota; Metazoa; Chordata; Actinopteri; Osteoglossiformes; Mormyridae
Exons: 6
Source: RefSeq, a predicted model, not a curated record